AUGAAAAGGUGGCUCUCUAAUGGAAUACAGUGGUACAAGGGACAAACUUGGAACGAUCUUUUGACAGAUACAAUUUGCACUAUGUUGGGGCAUCUGAAUAUGAAUCUGACACAUAGCUCACAUGGCGGGGUCCAGAGCCAGGAAGUCUUUGUUGUUGGCCUCCAGGGACCCUAUCUUCAUAUAUGCCGGGGAUUCUUUCCGCGAGAUCGGAUUGCUAGGGUCUAUCAACAUGGAUACUCGGAUGAGGAGGAGUUUGGAUUGGAGUUUACGCGGGGGUAUAACCUAUAUCUCAAGGAAGAUUGGCUUGAGGCUACACGUGCAUUGAGCAGAUUGCUUCGAUAUCUUCUUAGUGGAAAGGCAAUGGUUGCGGCUGUGUACAGAAGGGAGUAG
Messenger RNA from Aspergillus luchuensis, 390 nucleotides. RefSeq lists its product as uncharacterized. The transcript has a single exon. The record is from RefSeq and is a predicted model, not a curated record. The coding region runs from base 1 to 390 and encodes 129 amino acids. NCBI's taxonomy places the organism in Eukaryota, Fungi, Ascomycota, Eurotiomycetes, Eurotiales, Aspergillaceae.